AUCUGUUUUUCUGUCUCUCACUUUCUGUAGCACUUAGCUGUUGGAUCAACAUCUUGAGAACUUUGGAAGACUUACCUGUACAAAAUCCACAAUGAGCUCCAUGUCCACUUAUUCCUUUGGCUAUAGAACCUCACCUGUGGCUUUAUCUGGUAGGCCUCCCAGUGUAUAUGGUGGGGCAGGGGGUAAUAAUGUCCUCAUCUCCAACUUUGGGGGAACGAAAACUGGCUUUGACCUUGCUGAUGCGCUUGGAGGGGGCUUUCCUGAAGUUGGACUUGCAAUCAAUGAAAAAGGCACCAUGCAGAACCUGAAUAAGCGAUUAGCAAGCUACCUUGAGAAAGUGCGGUCCCUAGAAAGCGCAAAUAAUCAACUGGAGCAGCAAAUCCGUGAAUGGUAUGAAAAGAAAGUUCCGUUGUCCAGAGACUACAGCCAACAUGAGAAAACCAUUACUGAGCUUCGCAAGAAGAUUAGAAAUGCUAUUCUGGAGAAUGGCAGAAUCAUUCUGGAAAUAGACAAUGGAAAGCUGGCUGCUGACGACUUCAGAAUCAAGAUGGAGACUGAGCUCGAUAUGAGACAAUCGGUGGAGGCAGACAUUAUCAGACUCAGAAAGGCUUUAGAUGAUAUAACAGUAACCAGGUCAGAUUUGGAGAUGAAGAUAGAGCGGAUGAAGGAGGAGUUAAUCUUGAUGAAGAAAGACCAUGGGGAAAAUAUGGCUAGGCUGAGGGCUGAAAUUAAUAGCGGCGCAGUAAAUGUGGAACUGGAUGCAGCACCUCAGCCAGACCUGUCGGAAGUCAUGGUGAAGAUCAGAGAGCAGUACGAGGCCAUAAUCCUCAAGAACCGCCAAGAUAUGGAGACAUGGUACAAAGGCAAAUAUGAAGAGUUGAAUAAGCAGGUUUCCCAGCACACAGAGCUUAUACAGACAUCCCGCUCCGAGGCUAGUGAGCUAAAGAGGACCCUAGAGACACUGGAAAUUGAGCUGCAAUCCGAGCAUAGCCGGAAAAUGCUACUGGAGAGCACAUUAGGCGAAACAGAGUCACGCUACUGUCAGCAGCUCGGCAAAUUGCAGACAGAGGUCCACAAGCUAGAAGAAGAACUAGCAAGAAUGCGUAUGAAGAUUGAGCAUCAAGAUGCCGAGUUCAAGAGCCUUCUAAACAUCAAGACUCGCCUGGAGAUGGAAAUUGCGGAGUAUAGGAGACUGUUGGAAGGAGGGGAUAUUCAAUACAAAGCAGCUGAAGUUGAGAAACCGGAGUCAAUAAGGACCAAGAAAAUAAUAACGGUGGUUGAGGAGGUGGUGGACGGAAAAGUGAUCUCCCACACCGAGGACGUGGACGUUCAGGUUGUGACCAACCAGUGGAGUGACAUGGUGGUGCAGUGGUUAGCACUGUUCCCUCACACGGCUGGGACGUGCGUUCAAGUAUAUCAGCGAAAGCAAGAUGAGCUCCUCGCAGGACUUAACGGCAUUGAACCCACUGCAGAUGACAUCCUGGUCAUGGGCUGUGGAGAUACAGACGAGGAGGCUGAGAGUGACCAUGAUGUCGAGCUCUUGGCACUGAUGGAGUGCUGCCGUGUGGGAAAGCUACGGCUGGGCUUGAAGAACCUACAGUUUAAGGCAGUGCAGGCUCUGCAGGACCAAGCUGGCCGGUACAAUGUUGUGCUAAUGUCAACAACAGAAGAGGAUGGCAGAAAGAUGGAGAGUUCCCAGCUCCUCAGUCGGAUCAGGAAGCAAUAUGGGCAUCUCCCUGCCAGCAAUCACUCUGGUCCCAGUAUGGUCAACCCAGCAAAUGAGCCAGAAAGACUCCAUACACAGUUGCAGGACGAAACACCACAAGCUCAGGUGAGACGAGAUCAGGAGGCCCUGCGGGAGGCUCGGGCUGAACUCACUCAGGCCAGGAGACAAUGGAAUAGCCUGCAGGUGGAGAUUGAGUCAUUGCAUGCACUGCAGGAGGGUCUAGAAAGAUCUCUGCAAGACACACAAGAGCAGUACAAAUCUCAGCUGCAGGACUUGAGCACAGUGAUCCAGGGUCUGGAAGCCGAACUUGACCAAGUGCGGAGCAGCAUUGAAAGCCAGCGUCAGCUCCAUUACCAGCUCCUGAACACCAGGGUGCGACUAGAGCAUGAGAUUACCACCUAUAGGCAGCUUCUCGAGUGUGAGGAGAGACGGACUCAUGGAUGCAAUGACCAAGCCAAGAAUUUAAACCCAGAACCAAGACACAAGGAGGUACACACCUCAAAGAACAAUGUGAGAAGAACUCCUGGAGUGCUACAGAAACAGAAGAGUCUAAUCAUCUUUACAGAGAACACUGAAAGGAAAAUGGCUACGGUGAAGACACAAGAAAUAUUGCAUGGCAAUGUUGUACGGGAGAGUGCUGAGGCACAUGGCACUGUGGAGACAAAGAAGAUAGAUGUUGUCAUAAAGCAGUGGGAGGGGUCCUUCUUCCAAGGGAACCCAAAACUGCGCAAAAAAUCAGUCUCACUUCGCUUUGACCUGCAUAUGGCGGCAGCUGACGAAGGCUGUGGUCAGACGCAGCUUGACGAGCUGCCUGAUGUGGAAGUGCGACUAGUGAUGAAGAGAUCCCGCAGCAUCCCAUCCAUCACACCGUGACAAGAGAGCCUGAUGAUGUGCUGUGCCAAAGAUGAGCAUCACACUGAAAUCACACAUAAACAGUAUUUAAUUCUCACACCUUCAACCCAAUCAGGGAGUAUAAUAUGGUUUUAAUGCAAGUUCACAACCAUUCAUUUUUGUGACGCUUAUUCACUUGUAAGCCUAAGACUAACCCUUUUUUUAUUUCUCAGUUACUAUGACAAUGUUACUGUGCUCAGAAAACUCCCUUGAUGUAAGAAAGAAUCUUAAAAUUCUGUACAUUACAUAAAGACACCAUAUGAGAAAUAACAAAGGGUGUGACUUAUAUUCUAAUCCUUUAUGGUUUUAUUUACUGCAAGCUGUUGAAUAAAAGGGUUGAUGUGGACAGACCAGUGAAAGGCAUUUAGUUGAUUUGUGAUCUGCACAUAUAAUUCAUGCAAUGUGCGCUGUACAAUGGAAAUUUAUAUACUUAUUGUAAUUUACAUAUUUAUUCUAAUGCCAGUCAUGGUGUAGUUAAUGAUUUCUGUAUUGCAAUUUGACCUGACACAAGAAUGAUUAAUUUCUAACUAGGGAUACAGUCUUUAUAUAUUAUGAGUCCUAUAUAAAUAUUGUUAUUUAAAAUGAGUAAUGGUAAGUAAAAUGAUCCUUUUCUCUGACACCAAAGAUGAAAAAAAACAUUGAGAGUGAUGACAUAAAAGCUAAUAUCCAUUUAAUUUGGGUUCCUGUAAUGUUUAAGUCUCUUCGGAAAAUGUUAUUCUCUAUGCAUUUCUUAAUAUGCUAGGAUUGUGCUUGUUAGUAGAGUAUUUGAACUUGAACAUUUAGUGAUUAAAAAGGAAAGGCAAAAGCCCUGCUUUUAAUCCAAAGAAAAAAAUGUUUCAAUAAAAAGAAAUGAAAAAAAAAUGUGUUUGCUAAUACUAUUUUUAAUAUUUGAAAUUGAUAAAUUCCAGAGUGAUUGAAUACUUGUAGCCUUACACUUCCAGGGUUGUGAGAACGAUUCCUGUCCUGGUUUCAGUGUGUGGAGUUUUCCUUUGUUUAUUUCGAUCUCUUACUUAAGAGUGUACAUUUAGGAGAUCUGGUACCUCUUAAUGAUGUAAUUUCAAGAAGUUAGUGUUCUUUGACACUGUGCAAGGUUGUGGAUUGGAAUCCUGCACCCUGCAGGGUGAUCACAUCCCCACUUGGCCCUAGAGCAUAAGCUUUUGAGAGGCUGGCUGAUUCUGUUCUCUGACCCCAACUUUCAUCACUUGUAUGUCACUUAGGACUCGUCAUGAGACAGAAAUGGCUGGCACUGACUCAUGAAUGUGAAUUUUUUUUAAUACAGUGGAAUCCACUUAUACUGUAGUGAUCGCAUCUGUCUGGGUGAAGUUGAUCAGUAUAAGCAGAUGAUCAUUAUAACUUUUUUCCUUUUUCUUUACGUCUCAGGCAGAGUACCAUCUAAUUGACAUUCGUGUAUUUAUUACAUGAAUAUAAGGUAAUAGAACGGACUGUGUCACUAUUUUAUUCACUCUUUAAAAAUAGUAAAAACAGUACAGCUGUUUCAAAAGCUUUUCAAAUGUAUAAACUAAAUUACUGAACUAUGUAUAAUUCAAGUAUGCUGUAAUACUGUAGCGCUGGCGGCAUCUGCACGUCUCGGCAUGCCUCGUGAACGCGUGUAUAUAGUCAUGUAUAUGUCUUAUAUAUAGCCCGUUUUUAUUUUUAGUGUAGGUACCUGUACUACUUGUGCUGUGUAUUCGGUUGUCGCGUGUGCCUUUAACUUUGGUUGUACUCAAUUCUUGCCUGAUCCUAACGUGUCUUAACCAUCGUGAAAUUGCCCGUCGUGUGUGUGCCUUACCGUCCUUAGUAUAACUUCCCGUGUUUCCCUAACAUUCAUGGUUUUCGUGUUAUUGUUGCUUGUUGUGUGGUCCCUUUAAGGAGGAACAUAAAGAACUUCUUUGUGUCA
Messenger RNA from Brienomyrus brachyistius, 4514 nucleotides. RefSeq names its product citron Rho-interacting kinase-like. NCBI's taxonomy places the organism in Eukaryota, Metazoa, Chordata, Actinopteri, Osteoglossiformes, Mormyridae. The coding region runs from base 92 to 2599 and encodes 835 amino acids. The record is from RefSeq and is a predicted model, not a curated record. The transcript has 16 exons. Gene Ontology annotation, molecular function: structural molecule activity.